Cladophialophora psammophila CBS 110553 is the source of this 756-nucleotide messenger RNA. Its product is annotated as eukaryotic translation initiation factor 6. Bases 1 to 756 code for a protein of 251 amino acids. Gene Ontology annotation, molecular function: ribosomal large subunit binding. The record is from RefSeq and is a predicted model, not a curated record. Gene Ontology annotation, biological process: assembly of large subunit precursor of preribosome; cytosolic ribosome assembly; maturation of LSU-rRNA. Gene Ontology annotation, cellular component: preribosome, large subunit precursor; nucleolus; cytosol. Lineage: Eukaryota; Fungi; Ascomycota; Eurotiomycetes; Chaetothyriales; Herpotrichiellaceae. The transcript is spliced from 3 exons.
AUGGCUGUACGAGCACAGUUCGAAAACUCCAACGAAGUCGGCGUUUUCGCCAACCUCACCAACAGUUACUGCCUCGUCGCAGUCGGCGCCUCCGAGAAUUUCUACUCCAUCUUCGAGUCCGAACUGGCUGAUCUCAUUCCCAUCGCUCACUGCACCAUCGCCGGCACUCGCAUCGUGGGCCGCUUGACCUCGGGAAACCGACAUGGCCUGUUGGUCCCCACCUCCACCACAGACCAGGAACUACAACACCUGCGGAACACUCUCCCAGAUACAGUCAAGGUAGAAAGAAUAGAGGAGAGGUUAUCAGCGCUUGGAAAUGUCGUGUGUUGCAAUGACAAAGUCGCCCUCGUCCAUCCGGACCUCGAACGAGAAACCGAAGAAAUCAUCGCAGAUACCCUCAAGGUCGAAGUCUUUCGGCAAACAAUCGCCGGCAACGUGCUGACCGGCUCCUACAUGUCCCUCUCAAACCAGGGCGGCAUCGUCCACCCGAAAACGAGCAUUCAAGACCAAGACGAAUUGAGCUCUUUAUUACAAGUGCCCCUCGUGGCAGGCAGUGUCAACAGAGGAAGUCCCGUUGUCGGUGCUGGCAUGGUCGUCAACGACUGGCUGGCAGUGACCGGGAUGGAUACCACAGCCACAGAGUUGAGCGUCAUAGAAAGUGUCUUCAGACUCGGCGAGGGGGCUCCGGGUGGUCCAGGUGGGCUGGAUGCCAGGAUGAAGGCCAACAAGGAGAGCAUUGUCGAGAGCUUCUACUGA